UUGCUUAUUGUGUGUCGAAAUAUUUUGGACUGAAAAUCAAUACUGAGCCGCUUUCGAAUACUUAAUAUUACGUAAAACUUACGUUUAAAAAUACAUAAUCCUGACGGCCGAUGCGAACCCUGCUCUGAGGUUGCAUUUACUGUCGUCUGCCUUAGCGGGGAAACGCCCAGCGGUAGGCUAUCAUAUCAAUUUGUAGCACGCUUUGGUCGAGUAUUUGACACUAACGAACACCAAGAAUGGCAACCUCGCCGUACUCCCUCGCACCCUUAGCGCCAACUGUCAAACAAAGAAUAUGCUUCAAAGAUACGGCCAGGUUCACGUACACUCAUAACAUGUACGUUUUCGGGAUUGGAUGUAUUUGCAUCGUUGGCCUCAUACUGAAUUUUCUAAAUGCCAGGACAUUCGCCGUGAUGGAAAAGAGAAAGUCUCUAGUGCUUUAUCUCCUCCGCAUUCUGGCGUUUAGUGACGCCGCAGUGUUGAUCACCUCGUUCGUUAUUUUCCCACUACGGCAUAUUGUUGCUAGGAUCGUAAAUGGAGAUGAUGUAUUCAUUAACGGAGACUUGCAAAUCAUGCCCUAUAUCUAUUUUCCUUUUGUGACGCCGUAUUUCAUAAGCGUGGAGGUGCGAAAUCACAUGAUGGUUCUGCUGGCUGUUGACAGGUUCAUCAAAUUGAUAUUUCCUCUCAAAGGGAAGAUGAUUGCAACACGUAGUAAUGCCAACAAAGCCAUUGUAUUCAUCGUAGUGCUUGCAUUUGCUUGCAAUCUCUGGCGUUACUGGUGGAUGUAUAUAGCAAAGAAUACCAGCCCAUGCUAUCCUGAUGACCAGGAUAGAGUAAAACAACGUGGCCCAGGGAAAUUGGGACGCUACAUUGACUGGGCCGUGUAUAUAGCAGUCCUUUUUGCGGUACCGCUUCUUCUGCUUCUAAUCUUGAACCUAGCUGUCAUCAUUUCUCUCAUUUCUACCAUGGCCAAGACAAGGCAGCUAAGAACCACUGAUUCGAAUGAAGCAGCGCAGCACCAGUUGUCCGUAAUGACGGCGUGUACGUGUACCUUAUUUCUCAUCUGCGAGCUUCCAGCCUGCAUUGACAGAGUCGGUCAGAUAUAUUUCGCGCUGGCAGGAGGUGCAACCUAUUGGAGAAUCGGAGGAUUCAUCCGCAAGGCGGGACUUCUUUUGACUGUUCUCGAUUCUUCACUAAAUUUCUUCAUCUACAUGCUGACCAACCGUAAAUUUCGUUCAACUCUUCUCAAAGGGCCAAGCAAAACAUAAUUAACAGAAGCGUUCACGAGUUUACUUACAUUCACAAAAUGUUAGUUACUUGUACAUGUAAAUGUUUACUGAAUAUAGCCACGCGAAACUGGAAACAGUCACAUCCCACUGUAAAAGUGUCAUAAACAAUGUACACGUAUAACCUAAACCCAUUUGGAUUUCUGUCGAUCGUAAUGAUCGCCGAGCCCGUAGCAUCGUAAUUUAAGAUGAUCUGCGUCAUUCAACAACAUGACGGCCUUAAAUCGAACCUUGUAACGAUUUGUAAUUUUCAAGAUGGCAGAAAUGGUAGCCAUCUUUGAAUUUUUGUUUCCGCACUGCAUUUCGAUGUGUACCACUAGAGGCUGCGAUGCUUGUCGAUUCGAGAGCCUAGUUUGAGUGCCCAAAGGUGUGACGCAAUAGCCAAAAUAAUUGGUGGAAAAAAGAAGUUGAUAUACAUGUACUCGCUUUAAGAAUAUGUUUAACUGAAAAGUGUGGAUAACUCAGUUCUGUUUCCAGUAAACAAUUACAUUUCGGAUGCAUUAAUAGAUUUCGCUUUGAAAGAAAUCUUCGUAAUAAACGCCGUUAAACUUGUUAAAAACUGGACACCAAUUCCAAAGAAACUGUAUACUCGCGAAUAUAAUUUGAUAAAGAAGUGCUGUUACAUGUACAUCGUGAUACAUUAGUAUACACUUCGCUCACGAAAGUCUAUUAUUACAUUGCCGCUAUUUGCAAACACCUGGUAAUUUUUAGUCCAGUCAUUUAAAGCGUUCGCGGUUGAAACGAACAAAGGUUUGUUUUGCUCUCAGUUUUACCAGCAUGGCUUGUUGAAAGGCAAAUCUCUGGACCAGUAAUUUUAAAAACAACGAGAGCGCAGACCUCAGCUAAUAGGUCCGAGGACGGGACAAAACUUCCGUAGCUACUUUUCGUCAUUGGCGGGCCCUUUUAGCUCCAAUACAAAAAUGUCGACACCAUCGCUUGACCUCGCAACCUUGCAGACCGUGAAGUCUCGGGUGUGCAUCUAUGAUACGGCCAAGUUCACGUACACUCAUAACAUGUACGUUUUCGGGGUUGGAUGUAUUUGCAUCGUUGGCCUCAUACUGAAUGUCCUAAAUGCCAGGACAUUCGCCGUGAUGGAAAAGGGAAAGUCUCUAGUGCUUUAUCUCCUCCGAAUUCUGGCCUUUAGUGACGGUGCUGUGUUGAUCACCUCGUUCGUUAUUUUCCCACUACGCCAUACUGUCGCUAGGAUCGUAAACGGAGAUGACGUGUUCAUUAAAGGAGACUUGGAAAUCAUGCCCUAUAUCUAUUUUCCUGUUGAGACGCCGUAUUUCAUAAGCGUGGAGGUGCGAAAUCACAUGAUGGUUCUGCUGGCUAUUGACAGGUUCAUCAAAUUGAUCUUUCCUCUCAAAGGGAAGCUGAUUGCAACCCGUAGUAAUGCCAACAAAGCCAUUGUAUUCAUCGUAGUGCUUGCAUUUGCUUGCAAUCUCUGGCGUUAUUGGUGGAUGUAUGUCGGAAAGAAUACUGACCCAUGCCAUCCUGACGACCAGGAUAGAGUAAAAAGACGCGGCCCAGGGCAAUUGGGAUACUAUAUUGACUGGGCCAUGUAUAUAGCAGUCCUUUUUGCGGUACCACUUCUUCUGCUUCUAAUCUUGAACCUAGCUGUCAUCAUUUCUCUCAUUUCGAACAUGGCCAAGACAAGGCAGCUAAGAACCACUGAUUCGAAUGAAGCAGCGCAGCACCAGUUGUCCGUAAUGACGGCGUGUACGUGUACCUUAUUUCUCAUCUGCGAGCUUCCAGCCUGCAUUGACAGAGUCGGUCAGAUAUACGUCGCGCUGGCAGGAGGUGCAGCCUAUUGGAGAAUCGGAGGAUUCAUCCGCAAGGCGGGACUUCUUUUGACUGUUCUCGAUUCUUCGCUAAAUUUCUUCAUCUACAUGCUGACCAACCGUAAAUUUCGUUCAACUCUUCUCAAAGGUCCAAGCAAAACAUAAUUAACAGAAGCGUUCACGAGUUUACUUACAUUCGCAAAAUUUUAGUUACAUGUACAUGUAAAUGUUUACUGAAUGUAGCCACGCGAAACUGGAAACAGUCAUAUCCCACUGUAAAAGUGUUAUAAACAAUGAAUAUAAUAAUAUAAUAAUAAUAAUAAUAAUUUAUAUAGCGCCGCCUAAAAAUAAAUUGUCAGCGGCGCUUUACAGAGAUGAAACCAUUUUGUACAUGCAUAAAAAGGUGAGAUCAAACAAUUACCCAAAAGCUUCAAUAAAAAGGUGAGUCUUGAGUGAUCUUUUUAAAACAUUAAAAUAAUCGAUGGCCCGCAUCGUUAUUGGCAAAGCAUUCCAGAGUCGUGGGGCGCAGACCGCGAAGGCUCUAUCCCCAGCCGUAACCUUUUGGGCCCGCUUCCACUCCAGAGUUGGAGCCGAGUUUGCCCUGGUCCUGAGACUUGGCCUCUGGAGUGGGAGCUGGAGAUAGUCGGGGCCUGCGCCCUGCACGGCUCUGAAAGCAAAAGUUAAAAUUUUAAACUUUAUACGUUGUUGGACGGGCAGCCAGUGCAGAUGGUGUAGCACUGGAGUGAUGUGGUCAUAUUUUCUGCUGCCCGUCAACAACCUCGCUGCUUGGUUUUGUAGCUUUUUUUAAUCUAUUUAUUUCAUAGGUUGGGAGACCAAGAUAAAGUGAAUUACCGAAGUCUAGUCGGGAUGUGAUAAAAGCAUGCACAAGAUUGCCUCAGAGAUCAACAGGAAGGUAUUGUUUUACAGAGGCAAUCUUGCGCAAGUAAAAGAAGCCCGACGAGACAACCGUGGAGAUUUGUUUAUGAAAUGACAAAUGACUGUCAAAUAGUACACCCAGAUUGCGCACAGACUCGCUAGGGACAACUCGAGCACUACCGACUCUCAAACACACAUUGUCCUUCACCAGUUUGGCCUCCUGAUGAGGUGACCGCAGCAGCAGGA
Molecule: messenger RNA, 4186 nt
Organism: Lineus longissimus
Lineage: Eukaryota; Metazoa; Nemertea; Pilidiophora; Heteronemertea; Lineidae
Product: probable G-protein coupled receptor 139
Exons: 3
Coding region: 2204-3229 (341 amino acids)
Biological process (GO): G protein-coupled receptor signaling pathway
Cellular component (GO): membrane
Molecular function (GO): G protein-coupled receptor activity
Source: RefSeq, a predicted model, not a curated record